Fopius arisanus is the source of this 5295-nucleotide messenger RNA. Its product is annotated as pleckstrin homology domain-containing family G member 5. Bases 758 to 4312 code for a protein of 1184 amino acids. The record is from RefSeq and is a predicted model, not a curated record. Gene Ontology annotation, biological process: endothelial cell migration; Rho protein signal transduction. Gene Ontology annotation, molecular function: guanyl-nucleotide exchange factor activity. Lineage: Eukaryota; Metazoa; Arthropoda; Insecta; Hymenoptera; Braconidae. The transcript has 20 exons. Gene Ontology annotation, cellular component: axon; endocytic vesicle; plasma membrane.
UGUUUCCGGAUUUUUUAACCGCGAUUACUUGAAUACCUUAAUGACCGGCAUUAAUGGUUUAUCGAUCGAUUGGGUGGUGGGAAAAAUUAAUGAUGACAACUCAAAUGAUGUGCACCUGGUACGAUAAAAAAAAUUAGCCGAUAACGCGCUAUCUCAGCGAUUCCCUGUAUGUCUCUGUCCUCGGUAUGAAAUAGUUAGUGUCGUGCGAUACUCGCGAGUGUCAUUACAACCAAAGUGCAACGCUGGCUGCUCGCCAUAAAUUUCAAUCCCCGAAAAUGAAAAAUUGACAGAAUAAAUUGACACCCAGCGAGGAGAGUGCGGUGAAUACAUUUUAGAAAGACACACACAUCUUUUUAUCGACGUGAAAUUUUCGUGUGGAAAAACCAGUGGCAUGCCGAAGUGCGUACGUUUACGUAAUUACAUGAAUCUAUCAUGAAAUUGAAAAGUGAUUAAAUGACGUGCAAUGUGAAGUGCUUAAUCGAGAAUCCAUUGGGCAUUAAUUCCCAUUUGGAAACUAUUCAAUCGGUUGACACUUCCAGGGAUGAUUAAUCACCCAAAAAUUAUUGGAAUCGUAAAAAUUCGACGGUGAAAUUUGAAUUCGGGAGUGAUAGGUUUCGAGGAAUUCCACAUCUGGGCAAACAAGGUACACGUGGAUUUAUCAGGGAAUUAGCGGAUUACUGAGGUUUGUGGAGGUGGGGAGUGAAGUAUCGGUGUUGGAAAUUCAAUUAUAAAUGACAUCAUAAGUAUUUUUUCCAAAAUGACGUUAAACAGGGAUGCAAGGAAGAAGAAAAGUGAGAGCAAAGUGAAUAUGAAGAGCGAGAGGAGUAAAACUAUUAUAGAUAAGACUGAUACAUCUAUAUCGAAAGUGGAAGAGGUCCGUGAUGAUCUGCCACUGCAGAGGAAGCCCUCGUUGAGGAAAAAAAUUGGUGCCUUUGUUAGGGGAAAUGCUGACUUACCGGCGGUGAUAAGUCGGGGACUGCAACCGAUACGAAGGAGUUUGAGUUUUAGCAAUUCGCUGAAUCGCUGUCACGAGAAAAAGCCCCACAGAGCAAGAAGCGCCCAGUGGUACAACAGUUUAGGAUCACUUGCCGAAGAUGACUCUAAGGAUGAGGAUAACGAAACUGAGAGCAUUUAUGAUGAGCUCGUCAGCACACGGAAUCCAGUUAUUACUAGAGCCCUGAGUUUCGUGGAGAAUCCUUCAGAGACUGUCAAGAGAAGAACCAAUCCAAAUGUUGAGAGCCCAUACGGGAGACACAGUGUGCACUAUGAUUCCUCCAUAGAUUUCAGUGAACCGCCUUUUGAGGCGAGCAGUCUUCCAGUCCUGACACAUACAACCAUUGACGAAGAUGAGACUGAUUCCACGCGGGUUUGUAGAAGGGAGAAACGGGGUUGGCGGGAAUGGAGUAUCCUGAGAGCCAGUGCGAGAAAUUCCCUUCUUCGGUUGGGCACGUACACCUCCAAAGAGCGUCCAAACUGUUCGGUUCGCUCAAGAUCCUUGAGCCAACUUGACAUGCUGGACGCCGAUGAACAUCCGCUACCAGGCGGUGGCACCCAUCAACCACCCCAGCUAUCUCACAAUCGUCAUCAGCAUUCCCAUCAUCAUCAACUGUAUUCACCAAAUCCCGUGGACUGCAGUCCACGUCUCCUCGUACCAAGUGCAACAUCCAUCACCGAUUCAUCCCACACAUCCUCCCGAAAUCGGCACAAACUCUCUCGCUCCCAGGUAUCCAGCAGCGAAUAUUUCAGUGUCAGUUUCGAAGUUGGUGAUGAAUCCGGUUCGUUGGAGCGGGAAGAGUUCCUACCGGCUACAAAGGGACAGUAUUUGGUAGAGAUACUUGGAACUUCCUGUGAACGUCGUGGUCUUGAUCUAUCGAAAGUCGACGUCUACCUGGAUGCUUUCUCAACGCCUCUGCCAAUUUUAACUACCGAAACUUCGUGCUUGGCUGGAAGACAUCUACGAGUAACUGGCAAGGAUGAAAAAACGGCUUCACGCACUUCAAGCCAGAAGAGCAGUCAGAAUGUGUCGUUACGGAAGAGUGGAAGUUAUCGCGGUAGAAGUGGACGUUUCUUCAGUGUCUCAACGGAAGAAUCGAGUAUGGAUUCAGAAAUGGGACCAUCAGUAUCACUGGUUGCUGCCAAGACUCCUGCUGGGGCUGCUGGAAUCAAAGCCAGCAAACAACGCUGGAGUGGUUUUUUCACAAAUACCAAAGGAACAAGAAUGGAAUUGCUCGUUGAACAGCUCAAUAGUUACACACAGCACGGUGUACCCUGUCUUCCAGAGAUACAACUGCCUUACGAUCACGUAUCCAACGAAGAAGAAUUGUACACACUCGAAGAGGAUUGGCGAGACUUUGUCGACAAUUGGGAGCGUUUAAGUGAAAAACAGCAGCAACAACAGACGGCACUUUGGGAGCUAGCGCAAACGGAAAUUGCUUACAUAAGAACUCUCAAAGUAGUAACAGACUUGUUCAUGGCGUGCCUCUGCAGCCUGCAGGCGUCCAAUAUACUGAACGAAGUUGAUAGGAAAAAGUUAUUCAGCAAUAUACCGGACAUUUAUGCGGCAAAUCGCUACUUCUGGACUGAUCAUCUACUGGGUAUGGUGAAUGCAGCAAGGAGUUCGGGAAGGUCACUGGAUCCCGGACACCUUCUGCACGGAUUUGAAACGUUUGAGCAGACAUUCGCACCCUACACCAGAUAUUGCUCAGAGCAGAGUAAAUGUCAACAAUAUUGCAGAGAUCGGCUGAAUGACAGCGAACUAUUUACAGCUUAUUUAGUGUGGUGCGAAACCCAAAAAGAGUGCAAUCGCCUACGCCUCCUCGACAUCCUGGUGAAACCCAUGCAGAGGCUAACGAAGUACUCUCUGCUGCUCAAAGCGGUCCAUAAGAACACCGAGGAUGAGGACCAGCGGAGAGAAUUAAUUCUCAUGAUAAAAUGCGUGGAUAAUUUUGUUGCCUCGGUUAAUGCGGCAUUACGGAGAACCGAGGAAACAGCUCGGCUAGUCAGUGCAGCCACUCGACUCGAGUGUUAUGACGUGGUAGAGUCCAGGGACGAGGAGCUAGAAAAAUUGAUAAAGCACCACAGUAAUCUUGAUAUAACAACAGCUCCAAUGCCCGGUUGCCCGAAGGACGCAUUAAGAACAUUACUGCGUGAAGGGGAUUUGAAAUUGCGCGAUGCAGCUACUAGCAAGACGGAGGUGCAUGUUCUGCUUCUGACAGACAUGCUUCUACUUUGUAAGCCAUCAACGAAAAAAGCUUCGGCAAGCAGUGGCUCAGGGGGAACUGUUGGCGCUUUAAAAGUCAUCAGACAACCAUAUGUCGUUGAUCGUAUACGUAUCUACGAGUUGAAGGAGUCCUCGAGCUUGGGGCUGGUGUAUUUGAAUGAGUAUGGGGUAGCAUCGGCAGCUUUGGUGCUUACUGCCAGUGAACCUAAGCUAGCUAAGUCGUGGAUGGAGUCCUUGAGGAAGGCACAGCAGCAAUUUGUGACGAUGAAGCUGCGACCCGUGGGUGAAGUGCCUACCGUGGGGACUGUAAGCAGACAAGCAAGCACCUAUUUGGGUGAUGGUGACUAUGACAUUGAGGACUGUGACGUUUUACCGAGGACACCCCGUGGGAGUAGUAGAGCAUCGCGAGUAAGCAGUCUCGCCCACAGUCACAGUGACUUUGAUGGUUUAUUCAGUGGUAGUAUGGAGAUGGAGGGGGUAUCACCCGGUGGUUCUAGCUUUCUACCGAGUUACAACGCAAGCAGAAAUGUUAGUGUCGAUGCUGAACCUAGAGCUUCUAGCGUAUCUUCGGAGGAGGGUACGGAAGUCGGUUUGGGACAUAAUCAUCGACCGUUGCAAAUCAGUAAUUACAGACGAUCUCUACUGAGUAAAUCGCCAACUCCAAACACAUUGAGCGUUCAAGUGCCAGCGUAUUCUUGUCUUGGGCAAUCUUUACCGAAUCUGACACUAGCAACAUCACCGCAAACAUCAACGGUCUCGCCUACGCCACCAAAUUCCCUUCUGAUUGUACCACAAAUAACGAAGAGCAAGGAUACGCUAUUAUCGCCAGGCCAUCGAGGAAUUUCCUAUCCACCUCCAUCACCACCGAGAGGUGCCCUGAGACGUACAUUUGCUGUACCACAAUCGCGAAAUCCACCACUGAUAAAAACACGACACAUCAAUGCAUCGGUAGCACAGGGGACUAUUCAAUCGACAAUGAGUCUGGAUACAGAAGCUAUCGAGGAACGACGGAGACGACUGGAAUUGGUGACACGCAGUCCCUCAAUUACCAGCACGGUCAAAGAAUCCAGAGGGAACGAGGAAAAUCGAUGAAACUCGUUUUCUCCUCGAUCAGAGGGAUUAUUGAAAUUGAAUUGAUAAUGGAAAAAGGGCAACCACCCGCACCUUUGUUCCCGUCCUGACAUUAUGAUGGGACGCGGAUUUUUUUUUUGUUGAAAAUGUUCUUGUAUUGCGUGCAAUUGCUGCACACAUUUGCACGCAACUACAGGCAUUUCCAGAAACAUUUUACAGAAAUUGAUACGAAAAAGUGGAGAAAAAAAAAUUUGGAGAGUAUCAAAUUGUUUUGUAUGACAUGAGUCGCAAUCCUUCGAAUGCUGGCACAUGUUUUCACAAUCGAUAGGGGCCAUUUGAAUUUCAACAUAACAUUUUUCCGACCACUGUUUGAUAGAUUACUGUACUCUAGCGACAUAAUAACGUAUUUUACGCCACUCGUUUUUAAUUCUGUUUGUUGACGCACUCUGAAGAGAAAAAAAAAUGUGUAAUUGCGUCUCUACACAAAAUUGAGUGUCUUGGGGGUUGGUUUUUAGAUGUUUAAGCAAAAUAAAAAUGGGCCUACCUAGGAUUAAUUUUAAUGACUAAUAAUUAACUGUAUGUUAGAAAACUUCAGUAAUAAGCGUUGAUGAAAAUAAUUUACGUAAAGGUAGAUAAUGACGUUUCGGCUUUUAGGGACGACGGUGACUGUUAGCUAUCGAAUCAACUUUAAGUAGUAAUAAUCAUAAGUUUUAAGUACAAAUUCUCGUCGUUUCAAUGACUGAAUGAGGGAGACAACACUUGAGCGGUACAUAAGACAAAUUAAUAGAUAUAUCUUGAAAUAGGACAGAGAGUUAUCUUUUCUCAUCACAAUUUUUUAAAAUAAGAGAAAUCUUGAAUUAAUUUUUUUGCUCCUUGCUGCUUGCAUCAAGCUCUACAGAAAUCUAACGAUACCAAAAUAUAGAUUAUAAGACACAAUAAGGCCUAAUUAUGUAAAUUAAGACUAUGGAAAAACAAUAAAUGAAAAUGCAUUAUUUAUAAUUAAA